AUCAGAUAUACUCUAUCUCCAUCUGGGCUCACGCGACCGUGCCAUAUUGGGUACGCUCCGAUAUGUAUACUCAGUAUAUAUUCCAUAUACUUGCAUAUCCGACUAUUGCAUGCCGCCACUCGUUGGACUUGGCUUACGGCAAUACCCACCAAGUCUUAAGUAACGUAGGUACCUAACCUAACCUACCUACCUCUUCCUUUCCAUAAAGGUUGGCAGAUUAGUUGCAUAGGACCGCAUAGAAUCAUUGCGGGCAUCGACAACAAACCGAAGGCAGGUGCAGGUUACAUUCCUGGCCUCCUACCAUAGAGCCGCAGCCCAUGGCCGCUGUCGAUGACUGCCCUGGUUCAUACCUCAACCUGAUAACUCAGUAAACCCUUCGUCGCUUCAUCACCUCAGACGCCCACCGCUCCACUGUCCGAACACUAUACGUCUUCGGAGUUUAGAGCCUCCUCCCCAAGCCGCACACCACCUCGAUAUGGAUGAUAUAUCUCAUAGAAGUCAACGCAGCCAUGGAAGAUAUACCGAUUCCUACCACUCUGCCCGAGGUCGAACAUUUGAUCCGAGAGUUGUACAAGCCAAAUCCCGCAGCCAAAAUUGCCCGUAUCCAGGAAGUUCUUCAAGGUCUCCAGAGAUCUCCCGAUGGAUGGCAACUUGCCCAGGGCCUGCUAUCCAGGCCGGAUGGCAACGUCAAAUUUUUUGGUGCCUUGACCAUCAUCGUUAAAUUAAACACUGAAAGCCUGCCGGAUGAGGAUGCCGUCUCGGUGCUUCAACAACUCAUCUCUUGGCUCAUCACCUCCCUGGGAGAUGGAUCACGCGAAUUUGUUCUAAGGAAGCUCUGUUCUGCUUUGGUCACUUACUUUAUUCAUUACUCACACACCUGGACCAAGUGCGUGCGUCACCUGCUGUACUGUCUGGAUACUCAGGCAAGCGUACCAGUCGAGAAUGUAAAGGACGGCGAUACUAUCGAACCUGCUAUUCGAGCGUUGGAUCCCGGCAAGUUCCUCGUCCUCACAUGGUUUGCCACCGUCUUAGCCGAAGAAUCGGAGAAAGUCGAUACCAAAUCGACCAAGUAUAUCUCUCUCCACGAGCGCGUUCUUGAAAAUGGGCGUGAUGUCGUAACCAUCCUAUCUUACAAUUCCUUGCAAGGCCCUGGUGGCGAGCGCUCCCACCCAGCAGACUCGAUAUAUUGUUUACAAGCCUGGCUUCUCUACGCCCAGCGUAACCCGAAGCCUCGGUUGAUACAGCAACUCCAGACGCUAGUCCAGCCUGUUAUCAAUUGCCUUCUGGUCGACGAACUAUAUGAAGCAGCGGUUGAGCUUCUUACCGACGCCCUAGCCAACUGGCAGUCGUUCUUUCUCCGCGAUCAUUUUGAAUCUCUAUACUCUGUCUUCGAGAGUCAAUGGUCUCGGCAGAAGUAUCUAGCCCUCCUCCAGGCCGAUUUUGAUUUCGACUCGGUUCAGUUUGGCCUGUUUAUGCUGGCCUUCGGGGACGCCCAGAUGGUUGAAAUGAUGGACAGCACUAAUGAAAGAGCGCAAGGUUUCCUUACCAGCCUCGCCCUCCUAUUGAGCGCCGAGGGCCACCCCGUUGCCGAAGAUAAGAUAUUUGUUCCUGCUCUCGAAUUCUGGUCCGCCUUCGUCGAAAACCUGGUAGACACUCUGUACACCGAGCCUACAGGUAAAUUACAAUGGGAUAUCCCACCCCUGUCGCAGAUUAUGCGUGUCGUCUCGUAUAGCUGGCAGAAAAUACAGUAUCCGCCACUUGACGUUUACAACUCGUGGGACUCGACGGAGAGAGUCGGAUUUUCAGAGGCGCGAAAAGAUGUUGCGGAUUACCUUCAGUCCGUGUACACAAUUUCGGGGAAGUCUCUCGUCUCGAUUUUCGUAGACUUCCUACUACAGGCCUUGAAAAGCUCGGCUUGGGCUGAGCUCGAAGCUGCGAGCUUCUGCUUAGGUGCGCUGUCCGAUUGUGUGUCGGACGGGACCUCAUGUGACGAGCUUCUGACUUGUGUAUUCGGGUCUCCUCUGUUCGAUCUCCUACUCCGGGGACAGAAUGACAUACCCAUGCGGGUUAGACAGACAUGCCUCUCGCUGAUAGAGCGCUACUCAGAUUACUUCAGCAACCACGCCGAAUUUCUACCGGGUGCGCUGAACCUGCUCUUCAACGCCGUGGGCGAUCGUCAUCUUACGGUGCCUUCGUCGAAAUCAAUACACAAACUAUGUUCCUCUUGUCGAUCCUUGUUAACGACCGAAGUUAAUGCCUUUCUGGAGCAAUACGGGUCGCUGCGCAGCAACCCCGAGUUUGACUCAUUAGCCGAAGAACGGGUAGUUGGUGCCAUUGCAUCUAUCAUACAAGCAGUUCCCGACCACGCACAAAAGACAACUGCCUUUCAGAGGCUGUUGAUUCUAGUUGGUGUAGAUGUUAAUAGCAGCUUACAUCUCUGUUCUCGGGGAGAGGGAUUCCUCGUAGACCCUAAUGAUCCCGUUAUACCUCGAGCCUACGACAUAGCACAGCACCCAGCAGCACCGGUCUCGGCGGUAGAAGUAUCAUUGCAACUAGCUAUCCGAGCCCUUCGCUGCCUUAGCAACAUCGCAAAGGGGCUUCAGGCCCCCACCGACGGCCCUAUCGAUUUGGAUACCGAGGAUGACGGGUUUCGACCGUCCCCAGACGUGAAUCCGACACAAACACACGUAAAUAUCAUGAACACCCUCGUCCAACUAAAAGAGACCUUCUCAAGCAAUAGCGAGGUAGUCGACGUCAUUUGUUCCAUUCUACGCGCUGGGUUUUCAGAAACCGAACCGGGGCCGUUCGUAUUCCCCCUUCAGAUGGUGACCGAGUUCAUCAUUAACGGUUGGCAAACCCGUAUUGCAACUGUGGUAAAUACAGCAAGCGUCUUCGUGACGUCUCUAAGUAAUGGAGGGCAAAAGAAGCAUGCCGGCGAGAUCCUUGGGCAGCUUUUGCCGUGGAUCUUCAAUAUCCUACAUCAACUCUCAGGCCCCGAGCAAGAUCCUGAGCUGGCGCAAUACGGCCUCGAGUUUGUCCAGAGGGUGAUGGCCCAACGCCCGGAAAUUCUCAUGUCCCAGCCUUCGAAUAUGCUUGAAUUCCUCUUCUUAUUUGCCCUCAAGCUACUAAACGGGAGCGAGCCAUUGCCGAAGUUGGCAGCGACGGAGUUUUGGACAACGUUCAUCACGCUCAAGACAGAUGAUCCACAUACCCAGGCCAUCGUCGACACCGCGAUGUCUUACCUGGGGCCGCAACUGUCGCAGUCGCUCGUACAGAACAUCGGUGGCAAGGCAUCAAGGAGCGAGCUGGAUAAACUCAGCGAUCCACUUAAGAAGUUGGUAGUGCAGCAUGUUGGCGCGCGCCAAUGGCUUGAGGCAGCCCUGAACGACCCGUCGUUUCCUAGCGAUAAGGUAUCGGAGGAGGACAAGGCGUUAUUCCUCAAGAAGAUCAUCAGUCUCCGGGGUCAGCGCGCCACCAGCCAAGUCGUCCGCGAUUUCUGGCUGGCCUGUCGGGGCUCGAGUUUCGCGUACGUUUCGUGAAGGGCCCGACCGGUCAAGAACGGCGUGUCGGUGGUAUCUGCUAAGCUUCGCGGCCUAUGGCGUGGCUGCAAUCGAACUAAAUCGAAAAAGGUCCUUCCCCCCCCCUCAUAAGGGUUAUCAAGCCGCUAGGACUAUUGUUCGCGAUCUCAUGAUACGGCCCAAUGCGAUUCGGUGCGGCGAGAUAUUAUAAUGCGACGCCACGGGUGACGAGCUCUUCUCUGACGAAGUAGGCGUCAGCGUAGUUAGGUGGUGUGGUUGGCGUCGUGCUCUUGUUGGUACAGAUAGGGACGGUAGCUGGUUAAUGAUAAUGCGUUUUACCUCUAAUCGGCUUUUAUAUUUCCGAGUUAUGUAUCUCGAAUGUAGGUGUGCCG
Durotheca rogersii is the source of this 3910-nucleotide messenger RNA. Its product is annotated as armadillo-type protein. Gene Ontology annotation, biological process: protein import into nucleus. The record is from RefSeq and is a predicted model, not a curated record. Gene Ontology annotation, cellular component: nuclear membrane; cytoplasm. The transcript is spliced from 9 exons. Bases 480 to 3539 code for a protein of 1019 amino acids. Lineage: Eukaryota; Fungi; Ascomycota; Sordariomycetes; Xylariales; Xylariaceae.